Cheilinus undulatus (humphead wrasse) is the source of this 1447-nucleotide messenger RNA. RefSeq names its product 4-hydroxyphenylpyruvate dioxygenase a (gene hpda). Gene Ontology annotation, biological process: L-tyrosine catabolic process. The transcript is spliced from 14 exons. The record is from RefSeq and is a predicted model, not a curated record. Gene Ontology annotation, cellular component: Golgi membrane; endoplasmic reticulum membrane. NCBI's taxonomy places the organism in Eukaryota, Metazoa, Chordata, Actinopteri, Labriformes, Labridae. Gene Ontology annotation, molecular function: lactoylglutathione lyase activity; metal ion binding; 4-hydroxyphenylpyruvate dioxygenase activity. Bases 59 to 1246 code for a protein of 395 amino acids.
CGGACACUGGUUUUUAAUCUUUCUCUUCUGUGAACUGUGGUCCGUCUACAAUCACAGCAUGACAACCUACACAGAUAAAGGAGAAAAGCCUGAGAGAGGAAAGUUUGUCAAGUUUCAUCAUGUCACCUUCUGGGUUGGCAAUGCUAAGCAGGCAGCUUCCUUCUACUGUGAUAAAAUGGGCUUCGAGCCUCUGGCCUAUAAAGGUCUUGAGACAGGCAGCAGAGAGGUGGUGUCUCAUGUCAUCAGACAGGAUAAGAUAAUAUUUGUGUUUCAAUCUCCGCUUAAUCCUGGAAAUGAAGAGAUGGGAGAACACCUGAUGAAGCAUGGAGAUGCAGUCAAAGAUAUCGCCUUCCAGGUGGAGGACUGUGACUUCCUAACCAAGAAAGCGAGGGAGCGAGGGGCCAUGGUGGUGAAGGAGCCGUGGGUGGAGCAGGACAGCCACGGGAGGGUCAAGUACGCUGUGAUUCAGACGUAUGGUGAUACAACACAUACACUCAUAGAGUACCUCAGUCCAUACAAAGGCCUGUUCCUGCCCGGAUACAAAGAGCCACUGUUCAGAGACCCUCUGUUAGCCAAACUUCCUGCAGCAGGUUUGAACUUCAUCGAUCACAUAGUGGGAAACCAGCCAGAUGAUGAAAUGGUGCCAGUUUCAGACUGGUAUCAGAAGUGUUUGAUGUUCCAUCGGUUCUGGUCAAUAGACGACAAACAGAUCCACACACAGUACAGCGCACUGAGGUCCAUAGUGGUGACCAACUAUGAGGAGACCAUCAAGAUGCCCAUUAAUGAACCUGCAACAGGGAAGAAGAAGUCACAGAUACAGGAAUAUGUGGACUAUAAUGGAGGACCAGGUGUUCAGCACAUCGCCCUCAACACGUCAAACAUCAUUCAAGCUAUCGUGAACCUACGAGCCAGAGGGAUGGAGUUCCUCUCAGCACCUGACACAUACUACACCAGCCUGCGGGAGAAACUCAAAACCGCCAAGAUCAAGGUGAAGGAGGACCUUGACCGAUUACAGGAGCUGAAAAUCUUAGUUGAUUUUGAUGAUAAGGGCUACCUCCUACAAAUCUUUACUAAACCUGUGCAGGACAGACCCACGCUUUUCUUGGAGGUCAUUCAGCGGAAUAACCACUUUGGCUUUGGAGCAGGAAACUUCAAGUCUCUCUUUGAGGCCAUUGAGAAGGACCAAGAUGCCAGAGGCAACCUCACUGUGAUGACACCCGAGGGACAGGCCAAAGCUUUUUACUGAUCCAUUAGUCCUGCUGUUAAACCACACUUAGAUUAUAUAUUUUAUAUAUACAUACUAUACAUGUCAGAGUCAAAAGAGCACUUUCUUUCACAACUGAGAUAAAUCAAACACAUUCAGUGCUGAAUAGUGUAAUGUGGAAAUGCUUUAGAGAUGCUGUUUUCUUGUGUGGCUAUGAGGAAAAAUAAAGACACUGCUGCUUCA